Molecule: messenger RNA, 9374 nt
Organism: Apis florea (little honeybee)
Lineage: Eukaryota; Metazoa; Arthropoda; Insecta; Hymenoptera; Apidae
Gene: Ppn
Product: proteoglycan-like sulfated glycoprotein papilin
Biological process (GO): extracellular matrix organization; proteolysis
Cellular component (GO): extracellular region; extracellular matrix
Molecular function (GO): metalloendopeptidase activity; serine-type endopeptidase inhibitor activity
Source: RefSeq, a predicted model, not a curated record
UCGCGGUGAAACUCGUUCCGGCGUUCACGCAAGAAUCAAAGUCUGGGUCAAUGGCGGCGACCAGUUUCCUCGCGCCGGCUCGCGUACUUUAGUUCCGUUGCGUUUGAUUUAUCGUGGAAAACGACCGCUCAGCUUAUAAUUAACUUGCGGUUUCUUGGCUGAUUUAAUUGGUGGUAUUACUUGUCGGUUGAUUGAUUCGUAUAGAUGAAUAAGCGGAUUGAGGGAAGAACAGAUGUGAAUUGAUCGCGACAAGUGAUUGUUUUAACGCUGAUAUAUUAACUAUCGUCUCUUCUUAUUCUGUUUAAUGAAAAUGGAAGUUAUAAAGUACUAGGUCGUCGGUGCUUCUUAUAUUUAUUAUAGGAUUAUGCCUGCACGACGUUCUUGCGAAACACCAUCACAUAAAAUUGAGGCACGAGAGACAUCGUCGACAACAUGGGGAGAACUAUCUGCCCAGCAGUUUUGUGCUGGACACGGACGAGGCUGAACGAGGAACUUGGGGGCCCUGGUCGUCGGCCAGCUCCUGCUCCAGGUCGUGCGGCGGUGGUGUCGCCCAUCAGACCAGGCAGUGUCUUGAUAUUGACGACAAUGGGUACAGCAGGUGCACCGGUGCAUCGAGGCGAUUCUUCUCCUGCAACAUUCAGGAAUGUCCGGGCGAGGCGAAGGACUUCCGUGCGGAGCAGUGCGCGGAAUUUAACAGCGUGCCAUUCGAGGGAAUUUACUACGAUUGGAUUCCGUACACGGGCGGGCCGAACAAGUGCGAAUUGAAUUGCAUGCCACGAGGCGAGCGUUUCUUCUACAGACACAAACUGAUGGUGAUAGACGGGACGCCAUGCGAGGUGGAGAAGAACGACGUCUGUGUCGGAGGCAAAUGCAUGCCUGUUGGAUGUGACAUGAUGCUUGGAAGCGAGGUGAAGGAGGAUGCUUGCAGGGAAUGUGGAGGAGAUGGGUCUAAUUGUAAUACAGUUUCCGGUUUGUUCGAUACGGAUGAUCUUCAAGCGGGAUACAUCGAUAUCAUACUGAUUCCCAAAGGAGCAACGAACGUUGUGAUAAGAGAGAUCGAACCCUCGAAUAAUUAUUUAGCUAUUAGAAACACUUCGGGCCAUUAUUAUCUAAAUGGAAACUGGAGGAUAGAUUUCCCGCGAAGCUUGAAAUUCGCCGGGACUAUAUUCCAUUAUUCGAGAGAUCCGCAAGGUUUCUCAGCACCCGAUACCAUUACCGCCUUGGGACCGACGAAUGAGCCAAUUUACGUGGUGCUCCUUUAUCAAGACCACAACGUUGGGGUUCACUACGAGUAUAGCGUGCCGAGAAGGAUUUCCCAGCAAACAGACGCGGAUAGCUAUACGUGGAUAACCGACGAAUUUUCCAGCUGUAGCGUGACUUGUGGUGGAGGUUAUCAAUCGAGACGGGUGGCCUGUGUACGAAAAAGGGAUAACCAACCGGUGGAUGAGAGCCUUUGCGAUCCACAGUUGGAACCAGCUGACACAGAGGCAUGCAACGUGGACCCGUGUCCACCUGUGUGGGUGGAGGGCGAAUGGGGUCCUUGCAACAAGCACUGCGGCAAAGGAGGUGAGCAGAGCAGAGAGAUCAAAUGCGAGCAGGUCAUCUCCGGUGGAAUCCCCACAUUGGUGGACGAUAGUCAGUGUCUGGAGAAGGUAGGACCAAAAGGGCCGACCAAACAGGAAUGUAACAAGGACAUACCGUGCCCCCAAUUCCACGUGGGACCCUGGAAACCGUGUGAUCAUUUGUGCGGACCGGGCAAGCAAACAAGAAGAGUGACGUGUUACAAGAAGGUGGACGGGAAGAUUCAAGUGCUGGAGGAUCAGGCAUGCGAGGGAGACGUUCCAGAGCGUGAGAAACCUUGCGAAUUGAGACCUUGCGCCGGCCUCGACUGGGUCACGUCGGAUUGGAGUGGAUGCGACGACAAAUGUGGACUUAGCCAAGAAACCAGGACCACAUACUGCGCCACUCAAGAUGGAACCGUUUAUCCGGAUGAAAAAUGCAACGUCGAAAAGCCUGAAUUGGUGCGAGAUUGCGAGAGUAAAAAGGAAUGCGAGGUUCUCUGGUUCGCUUCUCAAUGGAGCGACUGUUCAGCGAAAUGUGGGUCAGGUGUGCAGACACGCAAGGUGUUCUGUGGUACGUUCGAAGGUGAAACGGUGACGAAAGUGCCGGACGAAAAAUGCGACCCGGCCAAGAGAUUCAACGACACGAAAAAUUGCACAGCCGAAGAGGAGUGCAAAGGAGAAUGGUUCGCUGGCCCGUGGAGCAAGUGUUCGAAACCGUGCGGCGGUGGCACGAUGGACCGCAAGGUGAUUUGCAUGAAGGCCAACAUGACGGUCCCGCCUGUGCAGCUGAGCAACUGUGGCACCAACACGAUCAUAUUCUCCAUAGAAAAUUGUAACAACCAACCAUGCGAAUCAGAUGAAGUGAUACCAAUGCAACCAGAUAAGAUCAAAGAUCUCACCGAGGAGGAUGAUGAAUGUGAAGUGUAUGAGGAUGAAGACUUUGUGACUGUCUCAUCUAGUCUCGCACUUAGCGAUAAAUCCAGCAAAAUGUCAGACCUUACCGAGGCAACUCCUCUAAGUUCACCAAGCACAGAUGAUUCUACUGGAAACGACAUGGACGAUUUAAUGCUCAACGAUGAUGGUGCCACUCGAGGCGACAUAUCUCCUGGAGAAAUGGAAAACGGUGAAGGAAGCGGAACAGAUUUUACCGAUACAUUCUUCUACACUUAUACAUCGGAAUUCGAGUCAACAUUCGAAGGAAGUGGAACCAGUGAAAUCACAGAAGAAAACGAAUUGUUUACUACAGAAUCUGGAAUCACGGAAAGUGAUGUUACCGAGGAGACUGUCGAGGGAUCCACCACUGAUUCCACCGAUGAAUCAUCUGUGGAGUCGGUAACACAAGAAACUCUGGCAUCUGGUGAAACAGAUAUGACAACCGAAUCAGGCGCAACCGAAGCAACAACAGUUUCUUCUGAGAGCGGAGCAACCGAAGCCACAUCGAUGACAGAAUCUACGGAAACUGAAGGUACUGGGCCGACAGAAUCCACUGAAGCAGGUCCAACGACUUUUUCAUCGGAAACUGAAGGCACAGUUACGGAACAGCAGAUGACUGAAGAAUCUGUAUCAACAGUUACAAAAUCUGAUGAUACAGAUAAGACUACAGAAACAAGUGUCACCGAGGAAACUACUGAAUCAGGAUCUACAGAAUCAACAAUGUCGACAGAAUCAGGACCGACAGAAGAAAGUACAGAAUCUGGAGUCACAACAGAAUCUGGAGCCACAACAGAAUCUGAAGCUACAAUAGAAUCUGGAGCCACAACAGAAUCUAUGCCAACUGAAGUCACAGAGUCAACAGAAUCUGGAGCUACAACAGAGUCUGGAGCCACAACAGAAUCUGAAGGUACAACAGAAUCAGCAACUGAAGUUACUGAAUCAACAGAAUCUGGAGGGACAACCGAAACUACAGAAUCUGGCCCAACGGAAACUACCGUAUCUGGUGAAACUACUGAAUCUGGUCAAACCACAGAAUCUGGUGCAACAACGACAGAGGAAACAACGAUUUCAAGCGAGACUACCGAAUCGGGUGAAACUACAGAGUCUGGUACAACUGAGAGUGGUGAAACAACUGUCUCUGGAGUGACAGAGUCCACCGUUUCCGGAUUGACACCGGUUACUGAUGAAGAAGAGACCGAAGUAACAGAGAAGACGCACGUAACUGAAUUCUGGACGACGCUCGCUCCGGAAGAGGUCACACGCAAACAUCGCGUCUGCAAGGUGCCUAAAAAGAAAAAGACCUGCAAAACUAUGCCGUUUGGUUGCUGUUACGAUGGAAUCACUGCAGCGCUAGGACCAUUCGGCCAAGGAUGUCCCACAGCCCAAACUUGCAAUGAGACCAAACACGGUUGCUGUCCUGAUGGAGUAUCACCAGCCACUGGUCCAGAGAACAAAGGCUGCCCUGAAUCUCUCUGCGAUGAAACAUUGUUCGGUUGUUGUCCAGAUGGAGUUACCAUUGCUGAAGGCAAUGAUUUCGAAGGAUGCAAAAAACCUUGCAACGAGACAGAAUUUGGAUGCUGUCCGGAUAACGAGACACCGGCUAGUGGAGAAAAUAACAUGGGAUGCUGCAAUAGCACUGAAUUCGGUUGUUGUCCCGAUGGAAUCAAGCCUGCUUCUGGACCGGAUGGCGAAGGUUGCGAGGAGGAGAUCACUUCUAUCACUCCACUUACUGAAGAAUAUGAAACGACCACUGUGCAGGAAGAUUGCUCGAAUUCCACUUAUGGGUGUUGCCCGGAUGGUAUUUCCACUGCAACUGGCGCCAAUUUUGAGGGAUGUGGUAUUAUCAAUGCGGAGAACUGUACUAUAUCUUACUUUGGAUGUUGUCCUGAUGGAGCAUCACCAGCUCUUGGACCCAAUAAUUAUGGAUGCCAUAUGCCCUGUGAGAAUAGCACCUAUGGUUGCUGUGAAGAUGGUGUUACUCCUGCACACGGUCCCAACAGAGAGGGUUGUUGUCUAUCAACACAAUACAAAUGUUGUCCGGAUAACAUACUUCCUGCUCGUGGUCCCGAUUUCUACGGCUGUGGAUGUCAAUACACGAGAUUCGGGUGUUGUCCCGAUAAUAGUACCGCUGCUCGUGGACCGAACAACGAGGGUUGCGGAUGCAAAUACACGCCCCAUGGUUGUUGUCCAAACCGUUUUACGCCGGCCACAGGGCCGAAUUACGAUGGUUGUCCGUGUUACACGUAUCAGUUUGGUUGUUGUUCCGAUGGUGUCACUAUUGCAAAAGGUCCACAUGGACAAGGCUGCGGUUGCGAGAACACGGAAUUCAAAUGCUGCUCAGACGGAAGAACACCAGCAAAGGGCCCGAACUUUGCCGGAUGCACUUGCGAUGCCUCGAAAUACGGAUGUUGUCCGGAUGGCGUGGAAGAAGCUCAAGGAGAGAAUUUCGAGGGAUGUCUCUCAGUUCCAUCCAUCCCUGGAGCGGCUUGCGCGUUGGAAAGAGAUAGAGGACCAUGUCGAGACUUUACUGUUAAAUGGUACUUUGAUACAGAAUAUGGUGGAUGUUCAAGAUUUUGGUAUGGAGGCUGCGAAGGUAAUGACAAUCGAUUCAAGACUCAGGAAGAGUGUAAGGAAGUGUGCGUGCAGCCUAAAGGAAAAGAUGCCUGUUUCUUACCAAAGAUUUCUGGACCCUGUGAAGGCUAUUUCCCUACAUGGUAUUAUGAUUCUGGUAGAAAACAGUGUGGUCAGUUUGUCUAUGGUGGAUGUCUUGGUAAUGCGAAUAAAUUUAAAACCAGAGAAGAGUGCGAGGAACUUUGUGUCACUCCUGAUGAUCUGGAUCCUUGCGACCAAACGAAAGAAUCAGGUCCCUGCGAGGGCAACUUUACCAGGUGGUACUUCAACGCAGAAUCACAAGUUUGCGAACAAUUCCUGUACGGUGGAUGCAAAGGAAAUGAUAAUAAUUUCCCAACGGAAAUCGCUUGUCAUCAACAAUGCCUGCAACCAGGAAGAAGACGAGUAAAACUGACAGACGUGUGCCGGUUGGAGAAAGAUCCCGGCCCUUGUCCGGGCUCUGUGUUACGCUGGUAUUAUGACGCCGGGCGUCAGACGUGUAGCCAAUUUGUUUACGGCGGUUGUAAAGGCAAUGCGAAUAGAUUCCGUACACGUGCUGCUUGUGAGCAGCGCUGCCCUGUAAAAGAUAGUUGCUUGCUGCCGCGAGCCGAAGGUAACUGUGGUGAGAAGCAAUCUCGAUGGUACUUUGAUCAGUCGGAGAAUCGGUGCAUGCCAUUCUAUUAUACUGGUUGCGGUGGGAAUAAAAAUAAUUUCGAAUCUAGGGACGCAUGCGAAUCUGAUUGCCCGGCUAAAGUUGAGCAAGAUACCUGUCUCUUGCCCGCACUUUUGGGAGAAUGCCACAACUAUACUCAACGAUGGUACUACGAUUCGUACGAACAGCAAUGUAGACAAUUCUAUUAUGGUGGUUGCGGUGGAAACGAAAAUAACUUUGUCACCGAACAAGAUUGCAUUAAUAGAUGUCAGACUACGAUUACUACCCCUGCACCAGUAAGAGAGGUCGAAUUUAAAUUAGAAUUUUGCUUCCUUCCGGAUUCUCACGGUCCAUGUUCUGAUGAACAAAUCAAAUGGUUUUAUGACAGUAGAGAAGGUGUUUGCAAACAGUUCAGAUAUGGGGGCUGUCAAAGCAAUGGAAAUAAUUUCAAUAGUCGCGAAGAAUGUGAAUAUCGAUGCGGAGAUGUUCAAGAUGCUUGUAGUCUGCCCAAAAUUGUUGGGCCCUGUAGUGGUUUUGUCAAACAAUACUACUACGAUCACCGAGCAGAUUCCUGUUACGAAUUCGAAUACAGUGGUUGUCAGGGUAACAAGAACCGCUUCCAGGAUAAGGAAUCCUGCGAAAAAAGAUGCCAGAAACAAGUUGUUCAAACGGAAACAACGCCAAACGUUACUGUCACACUUGCUCCAGCAGUUGAAACUGUUUCGAAGAGCCCGAUUUGUUAUAUUCCCGUUGAUCCUGGUUCUUGCAAUAAUGAUAUCACAGCUUUUUAUUACGAUUCGCAGAAUCAGAUGUGUCAAGCAUUUCUCUAUGGCGGUUGUGAAGGAAAUGCGAAUAGAUUCCAAACAGAAGAACAGUGUGAACGUCUUUGCGGAAAGUUUCAUGGACAAGAUACAUGUAAUCUACCGCCUGAUUCUGGUGAAUGCCGAGGUUAUUUCCAAAAAUAUUACUAUGAUUCAGUCAACCGCAUAUGUCGCGAAUUUUCAUACGGUGGAUGCGAAGGUAAUGCAAACAGGUUUAGCUCAAUGGCUGAGUGUGAAUCUGUUUGCAUUCAUCACGAGGAACCCGUGCUUCCUGGAAACGACACCAGCCUUUCAAGCUUGUCAAGUUGUAAAGAACCAGUUGACGUUGGAUCUUGCACUUCUGGUACUACUAAACGAUUCUAUUUCGACGUUGAAGAGCAAACCUGUCGAGCGUUCAUUUACACUGGAUGCGGUGGAAAUCGUAACAGAUUCAAGACCUUCGAGUCUUGCAUUAGUACUUGCCUUAGCACUACUAACGAGAUCGAUGUAGAUUCUGGAAAGGAUACAAAGGAUCCUUGCACUGAAGCACGCGAAGAAUGUCAAACUAUUCGUUGCCCGUAUGGCAAAGAAGCGUUCGUGGACUCUCAGGAUUGUGAACGAUGUCGUUGCGUUGAUCCUUGUAGAACACAAAUUUGUUCCGAUAACACAAAAUGUGCCAUUACCUUAGUUGCUACCAAAGAUGGUACAGAGUACAAAGGAGUAUGCAGAUCAGUUAUGAAAUCAGGCCGUUGUCCAAGUGUAUCGAAUAGUACUAGAUGUGAACAAGAGUGUCUCACAGAUGCAGAUUGUUCUGGAGAUAUGAAAUGCUGUAAUAAUGGCUGCGGUGCUUCUUGUCUCGAACCAGCCGCCGAAGAAGUUAUAUCGACUUCUCCAAGAUCGUUCGUUACUGUACCUGUAGUUGGUGCUGAACCAGCUUCCAUCAAGCAACCAGAGGAGCCGAAAGUCAGUGCUCAGGAAGGUAGUUACGUAACAUUGAAGUGCAUUACUUUAGGAAAUCCAAGACCAAAAGUUACAUGGAGGAAAGGCACGACGUUGAUUGCAGAUUCAGAAGCCAGACGUCGUAUAUUACUUGAUGACUCUCUUCAAAUUAUUAAUUUAGAUCGAUACGAUGGUGGAACUUAUGUAUGUACAGCUGACAAUGGCCUAGGUCCACCAGUAAGAGCAGAAUACCAAUUGACUGUCACAGAACCGAAAGAACUAGCUGCGGCCAUCCUUGGAGAAUCUGACGCACGUGUGACAGUUGCCAUAAACUCUCCCAUAUCUCUGCAUUGUUACGCAUGGGGUUGGCCCAGACCUUUCGUCACUUGGUGGCGAGGCGAGCGCAUGUUGCCACUCGCUUCAGAGAUUUACGAACAGGAUUCCGAAUACUCCCUCCUGAUUAGAACAGUCACUGUACAGACUCUAGGUGUUUACACCUGUCAAGCAUUCAACGCAAUUGGCAGAGCUGCAUCUUGGUCGAUCACAUUGCAAGCUAUCGGUCCAGUAUACAAUGUCAAGCCCGAGUACGAACAAUAUAUGAAGUACCUGGUUGAUGCUCCUAAAAAAGCAGAGAAACCUAGAUAUCCCUAUAGACCCGAUAGAACGCAAACUCCUGACUAUCGUCAGAUUUAUGGAGCUAGUAAUACAACUAGACAGAGUCAAAUUCCUACGGUUAGUCCUAUUGGAUGGACUACUCCGGAAUACGGUUUAAGGUUUAGAGUGCCUGUCACAGCCAAUAUAACGAUAGGACAAAAUCAGUUCCCAGAGGGUAGUGACGUUAAUAUCGCUUGCCAUGUCGAUGGUUAUCCGAUUCCUCGAGUAUCUUGGUAUAAGGAUAAUGAAAUAAUUCAUCCGAACAAUCGAAUUCAAAUUACUGAAGUGAACAGACUCGUAAUCAGUGAUGCGAAUCGAGAAGAUUCAGGAAGAUAUCGUUGCGAAGCAAGUAAUGAUUAUUCGUCUGCUUCUACUAUGGUGGAUAUACAAGUUGCUGGAAUCUUUAUUCAUCCGAACUGCCAAGAUAAUUCAUUCUUCGCUAAAUGCGAUUUGAUCGUUAAAGCAAAGUAUUGUACGCACAAAUAUUAUGCGAAGUUCUGUUGUCGAUCCUGUACCGAGGCUGGUCAGCUUCCUUCCAGAGGUCCUCACUUAAAUAGUUCGAAAAGGAGGCGAAGAUACAUUCUGAAGAGCCUCGUCUAAGAACCCUUCUUCGAUUUCUUCCGGUUAGCCCGACGAACAAAGCAAAGAGCAACAGUUACGAUCAGGCAAAUAUCGGCUCUUAAUGCAUAAUUUUGAUUAUUAAUUAGAUAAAUGAAAGAAACGAUGACGAGAUUUAAAAGUGAUCAUUCGAUUCGACACACUUGUCUAUCUCGAUGGUGUGCCGUGUAAACGUGACGUUAAUUCACUGCCAAAGCCUUAGAACGUCUAUACAUAGAUACAUUUAAUAUAUAAAUUAAGCAACAGCGAGGCGGAAGAACAUGAAGAUGAGUCGCAUAAUGUAAUGAUUCUUUUUUCGUUGAUGUUUAAUUAUAUUUCUCCGUAUAUCUUUGUUUCAAAGUCGUCAUCGUCGUUGUCGUUUUAUGUAUGUAUAUACGAUCUGACGCUGGAAUCCUAGUCGGUCGAAGCCAUAUUAGGACAGGAAUGAUCGCUGUCCACCAGAAAGCGUCUCGAGAUUGGAUACCCGAUCGAUGCUAUUUUGCUUUUCUUUUCCUUUUCCUUUCCGUUCGAAUCGCGUUCGAAUCGUUGGAUAUCUAAGUGAGAGUCAUAUGGAAUUAUAUAAUGAAAUAUGAUAAUUAAAAGCUGGAAUAUUUGAUAAAAAUAUCG